This is a messenger RNA of Acipenser ruthenus (sterlet), 2378 nucleotides long. It is a transcript of the gene neff2, whose product is annotated as neuronal intermediate filament family member 2. Gene Ontology annotation, biological process: neurofilament bundle assembly. Gene Ontology annotation, molecular function: structural constituent of postsynaptic intermediate filament cytoskeleton. The coding region runs from base 128 to 1315 and encodes 395 amino acids. Lineage: Eukaryota; Metazoa; Chordata; Actinopteri; Acipenseriformes; Acipenseridae. The transcript has 3 exons. The record is from RefSeq and is a predicted model, not a curated record. Gene Ontology annotation, cellular component: intermediate filament; postsynaptic intermediate filament cytoskeleton; axon.
GUAUAAAAGGGAAGGCUCUGCAGCAUUUCUGUACUGGUGCAGUGGCAGACAGCAGAUCGAGCAGUAAGGUGUGCAGAACAAGGGGGACUACAUUCAAAAAACAGAACAACAUACAACAGCAGACAUCAUGAGCUACGACCCCUAUAAUCCCCGCAGGCCCUGGGAUGAUUAUAGGAGCAUCCUUCCAGCCAAGUCCACCAUCUCCUCCUCCAUGUAUCCACUGCACCGAUCCUCCCCCUCCGUGAAGAGGUCCAUCCGGACCUCCCUCUCCUCCAUGCCGGACUCCCUGGACAGGGUGGACCUUUCCCAGAUGAGCACCCUCAACACCGAAUUGCUCGGCCUGAGGGCCAAGGAGAAGGAGCAGCUGGUGGACCUCAACGACCGCUUUGCCACCUACAUCGAGAAGGUCCACUAUCUGGAGCAGCAGAACAAGGUGCUACUGGUGGAGCUGGAAGCCCUCAGACAGAGGCAGAAUGACCCCUCCCGACUGCACCACAUUUAUGAGCAGGAAGUGCGCAGUCUGAGGGCUCUGCUGGACACGGAGACCAACGAGAAGAUGCGCAUGGAGGCAGAGAGGGACCACCUGCGGGAUGUCUAUGGCCAGAUGAAGGACAAGUAUGAGGAAGAGGUGCGUCUGCGUAUGGAUGCUGAGGACACCCUGCACAAGAUCCGGGAGGCGGCAGAUAAGGCAGUGCUGGCCAACAGCGAUAUUGACGGCAGCAUCAGCUCCCUGGUGAACGAGAUCUCUUUCCUCAGGAAGGUCUUCUCCGAGGAGAAUAAUGAGCUUUCAUCGCAGAUCCAAGCUGCCAGCAUUACUGUAGACAAGGAGGUGGCCAAGCCUGACCUCUCCCUGGCUCUGAAGGAGAUCCGAUCCCAGUAUGAGAAACUGGCCAACAAGAACAUGCAAGCCGCUGAAGACUGGUACAGGGCCAAGUUUGCCACCGUAGCUGAGAUGACCAGCAAGAACAACGAAGCGGUGAGGUCCAUCAGAGAAGAGACCACAGAGUACAGGAGGCUGCUCCAGUCCCGGUCCUCAGAGAUCGAAGCCCUCAAGACUGUCAUUCAGUCCCUCAACAAGCAACUAGAGGAUCUGGAGGAAAGGCAGUCCAGAGAAGUGGAGAAGUAUCAGGAAAGGAUAAACGAGUUAGAGAAAGAUAUCAAUGAUGCCAAGCAGGAGAUGGCACACUACCUGAGAGAAUAUCAAGAUCUCCUGAAUGUCAAGAUGGCCUUGGAUAUUGAAAUAGCUGCAUACAGGAAACUUCUGGAAGGCGAGGAGAUCAGGCUGUGCUUUUCCUCUUUGCCCGCACUCAGCUAAACAAGAAACCAGCUGAAUGAGUCAGCACAGAAGCCAGUCGUGCCCUUGUUAAUUUACAAGAGGUCCAUUUCAAACUCCCCCUUCUUCUCCACACACUGUGUAUCUGAUUGUCAAACACUGAAGGUACAAGAGAAUCUGGGCAAACCCAAAAUAGGAUUCUGAAAGAAACGACUGCAUUAACUAGCAACCAGCAAACCAGUACAUAGUAUCCUUUUGGUAAUAGUAUCUGUAGUUGAAUUCUUCGUAUAGGUUAAUCAAUCGUUGCAAAAAAAUUCUUCAAAUUUGUAGCUUCAUAAUUCCAUGUAAUUGAACUUGGUCUAUGUAGGAUCCACACACAUAUUUCAAAUGGCAUUAUUUAUAAAGGUUAUAAAUAAAAUGUAGGCAAAACAAAGCUCAAAUUAAUUCACUCGAAAUGAAAGAUGUUGAAAGCAAACUUUUAAUUACUGUACUGUGACUUGUUAUGUUCUGUCCCAAUUACCAAAAGGAUAUUUUUCCUCCACCCCUAGUUUAAUUAGUAAAAAAAAAAAACAUUUUGUUGCAUAUAAAUCAGUAGCAUAAUUUUCAGCUGAGCUUUAAAAAAGUAUUUAGCGUUGUUCUAUAAAAUACAUUAAAGAAAUUGAUACUAUUGACACAUAUAAUGGAUAAUGAUAAUCAAGUGUAGCUAUCAAAACAUAAAUACAUAUUUUGUAAAAAAGCUCACAAUGUAUGAAGAAAAUGUCAGGAAAUUGAUAGCAGAGGGGAGACCUUUAGUAUCAAGUGCCAAGCUGCUUCUGUUCUGUAUAUUCAGUUGAGUCUCACUUUGGUAGGCUUGCAUAUAGUUUCGACAAAAUCAAAACCUACAAAACUACAUUUUAACAAUUAUUUAAAAAAAAAUACUAAGUGCAGUAUGACCUGUGAAAAAAGGAAGACUGUGCAGGAAAAUAAGCUUCCAGUUGUGCCAAUCUUAGAUCUGAACGGUGCUUUAAAUCUGUGAGAAUUGUAUAAAAUAUGCACCUAAUUAGCCUGAUGUGUGUAUAACAUAGUAGUGCCCUAAUUAAUAAAAUUACAAUGGCAUAACACAUUA